AUGGAUCCAAGAGAGCCGGCGGGAGAACAGGAAGACGAAGCUGAGGAGGCCAAGCCGAAACCCAAGCCAUCCUUCACGUGUCCUCUAAUUCCACCAAAGAUUCCAGACGGAGAGAAAGUCGACUUUGAUGACAUCCAUCGGAAGCGCAUGGAGAAAGACCUGACCGAGCUGCAGAGUCUGAUUGAAGCCCACUUUGAGAACCGCAAGAAAGAGGAGGAGGAGCUUAUAGGCCUCACCGAACGCAUUGAGAAACGCAGGGCUGAGCGAGCAGAACAGUUACGCAUCCGGGCAGAGAAGGAGAAAGAACGCCAGAACAAACAAGCUGAGGAGAAGGCGCGUAAAGAGGAGGAGGAAGCGAAGAAGAAAGCCGACGACGACGCCAAGAAAAAGAGGGUCCUGACUAGUCUCCACGUGACUGGAUACAUGCAGAAGGAGAGGCGCAGCGGGCCAAAAAAGCAGACCGAGAGAGAGAAGAAGAAGAAGAUUCUCAGCGAUCGACGCAAAGAGUUGAACAUCGCUCAACUGAAUGAGGAUAAACUCAGAGAGAAGGCCAAAGAGCUGUGGCAGUGGAUGCACCAACUGGAGUCUGAGAGCUUUGAGCUUCAGUACAAGCACACACGACAGAAAUAUGAGGUCACAGUUCUCAGGAAUCGAGUGACCGACCACCAGAAGAUCUCCAAAGGCUCACGGAGCAAGAGAGGCCUCAGGAAAUGAAACUCUGCGACGAGACGAGACUCCUGAGAAUGUGCUUCAGAGGGCAGAGCGGCACAUGCAGACAGAGCGUGCCCUUGGAGUCUGGUCUGGUGCUCCAUGACGUAGACUGGAUUGUUGUGUAGGAACACUUGACAUGUUCAUUACUGUAGCUUUGUGUUCAGUGAUUCAGUAAAAAGAAAA
Messenger RNA from Sardina pilchardus (European sardine), 894 nucleotides. Its product is annotated as troponin T, cardiac muscle isoforms-like. Gene Ontology annotation, cellular component: troponin complex. Gene Ontology annotation, biological process: cardiac muscle contraction; regulation of muscle contraction; sarcomere organization. The transcript has 11 exons. Lineage: Eukaryota; Metazoa; Chordata; Actinopteri; Clupeiformes; Clupeidae. Bases 1 to 714 code for a protein of 237 amino acids. Gene Ontology annotation, molecular function: troponin I binding; troponin C binding; tropomyosin binding. The record is from RefSeq and is a predicted model, not a curated record.